UCAUCCCCUUGCCGCUGCUGCCGGGCCUGCGCAGAAUGUUCUGGAGCUCCCUGCCGGGGCUCGCGGGGUGCCCGGCCCCUGGGCUGCUGCUGGCGGUCGGGCGUCUGCAGCCCCGCGGGCGGGCGGGCAGGCAGCGCUGUCUCUGACCCCAGGCUGCUGAGGCCGCUGCCAGCGCCGCGGAGGAGGAGGCCGGGCGCAGGGGGCGUCUGGCGGGCCAGUACGCGGCCAGCCUCAGUCACCAGCUGAGGCUCCUCCGCCAAGACCUCGGGGCCCGGCAGGAGCAGUGGGCGUCUUUCUGCUCCGAGCUGAUGGCGGCGCGGCGGCUGCUGAAGGUCCAGGAGGGCUCCGGGCCCGCGAAGUCCUCCCGGACCCGGCCGAACCCAGAAGGGUGUGUAGCCGGUGCCUCUGAGUCAGGCUUGCUGACCUGUGGCCUAGGGGAGGAGCGAGUGUGGCUUCCCCAGGUCCAGAACGGGCCACAGCAGAGGGUCCUUUCCCCAUGCCUCACCGCAUGGCCCUGAUCCCGCCUCCUCCGUGCCCCCCCGGCCCCGCGCAGGGAAGCGCCCCCGCUGGAUGCGGCGCUGAGCCGCCUGUCCCAGGCUGUGCUGCAGGAGAGCCACCGCCUGAAGGCCUGGGGGGUCCUGGGUUCCGGCACUGGGGCGGAGCUGCUGCGGCCAGCAGCCUCAGCAGACUCUCGGGGGGGGGGGGCACCCCGGACAUCAGCGUGAAUCCCUUCACCAAGCUGAUGGUCCCCGGCCCCAACUGUGCAAUGCUUCCAGCCAGUGGCCAUGCAGGAUCUGUACCCCCUGGCUACUUCAUCCACCCCGACACUGGGAAGGUGCUGCCUGAGGCUGGAAAUCUGGGGUACGAUCUGCAGGGAGCUACCCUGGUGCCCACCACUGACUUCAGUUCCGGCGGCAUCCGAACGUCAGAAGCUGCCGUCCUCCCCUAUGUGCCCUACCCAACCUGCCCCGCCACAGGCUCCCCUCCCGCCACCCACCUGCCCAUCCUGCAGCCCAGACGGACGUCACAGCUAGGGGCACUCAUGACAGACCCCACAACCGGCAUCGAGGUGCCCGUGCUGGCUGUGACUCUUCAUCCUCAAACCAGGCAGUGGCUCACUCUUGGGGGCACAUACUGCAAUCCUCUCACCAAGACCCUGGCCCCCCUCGAGUUGGGGGGCCCCAUGGAGGACCCAGUCACGGGAAGCAUCUCGCCAAUCCUGGGAGUCGGGUUGGAUGAAAACACAGGGAUGAUGUGCUACCCUGGGACAGAGCUGUGGGUUCCGGUCCUAUACGGGAUGGAGAUCCCAGACCCUGAGGGCUCAGGGCUCAUGGUGCCCAUCCUGGGCAUGGAGACUGAUGGGAAUUCAGGUGAUGCCACACCCCUGGCAGGUUCAAUGGAAGAUGCUGAUGGUAAAGGUCUUAUCCCAAUCUCAAUUGGGGCUCAGGCCACAGACCCCUUCACCGGGGAACCUGGUCCUGUCAUUGGUGCUCAGACAGACCCUUCUACAGGACUGGUGGUGCCCAUCGUCCAAGGGCUGGAGGCCCUGCCUCGGGGAGUGAGAGACCCUGGUCUGCUGGACACCCUGGAGAAGGAGCUGAGAGCCCGGGAGCAGUACUGGCGGCGCCAGGAGCAGGAAGAGCUGCGUCUAGCCGAACGCCUGGGGCAGCUGAGUGUCGAGCUGCUCUCCGCUCCAGGCAAAGACGCCCAGCGGCAGCUGGGGGCUGCUGAGGAGGCUCUGGCAGCGCUGGAGGCCAGGCGCCUGCAGGAGACUGAGAGGCGAGCCAGGGCCCUGAGCACCCCGCGCGGCCCGGAGCGGGGCCUGCUCUCUCAAGCAGACAGAGAGGAGUGGGAGCAGGAGGCACAGAUGAUGCUAGGCGUGCAGAAAGUCCUGCAGACUUUAGCACAGACAGCAGAGAAGCUCAGGCAGGCAGGCGGCCGGCUGCGGGGCCGGGAGCAGGAGAUGUGGCUGCAGCAGCAUCGGAGUCCGAGCCCGCACGUCUGGAACCGUCCCUGGAAGGUGGCUGAGCAUCUCUCUGAGGAGUGUCAGGAGGUGGUAAGGCACAGACAGAACUUUCUGGAUAGGGCCCUCGGCCUCCUGCAGUACCAGCGGGAGCUGAGCCGCCUCCACCUCUUUCACACCCAGAUCGUUGCCUCAGGCUCCCCUGCAUGUUUGGAGAAUUACCCUGGAGACAGAUUCUAUGGAAUGAUCACCCCUUCUCUCAGGGACCCGGCUGCUGCUUGCCCGCUCCUGAUCCCCUUCCUGAAGAGCGUCACUGCAGUGCUAGAGGGAGCUCAAGGCCGUGGCCCAGGCCUGGAGGAUCAGGGACCAGCAACAGAUGCAGAUAAAGCUGACAUCAUGUGGACCUCACCACUCCUUUCUACCCUGAAGAAAGUAGACAUCUGGUCCCAAGCCCGCAAGGAGGAAGCUGAACUACAGGGACAGAUGCAUCACCAGCUAGCCCCCAAAAGCCCCCAAAAAGGAUGUCCCAAAACCUCAGAUAAUGCAGAAGGAAGAGCUUAUCACUGUGCAACCCACAGACCUUUCUGCCAGAGAGUUUGUGGUUUACCAGUAUGGCCUCUCUGUCCUGCACCUCCUCAUCCCCCAGCUGCAUGCUCCUGAAAUCACCCUGCAGAUUGCCUCUCAUCUUCCAGCGAUGGAUGCCUCAGAGAAUGCCUUCCAAGGCUCCUUCUUCUAUCAGAGCACUGGAAACACACUGUUUGUUGGGAGAGAGUCUCUGGCGUCUGUGGGAAGUUUCAUUCUGCUGCUGAUCCAUUGCUUGGCCCACGUCGCCACUGAGGACUUCCGCCAGGACACAAACCCUGCCUUUCUGAGGUCAUUUUACAAGGGCCUACGGGCUUAUUUCAGGGAAGCAUUCUCUACCACACUGCGAAUGUCCGCUGUCUCCUGGGACAGUAAGCUUGGCCAAAGCAUGAGCGCUGCUCUGUUAGACGAGCAGCCCAUCUCUGAAAGAGGAAGAGAUCUGCUCUCUACGCUCCUUGAAAGGAAGUGUGAGUCUCACUUGGAGCCAGAGUCAUCAGAAGAGUAUAUUAAGAGAAACACGGAUCUUCUCCUCUUCACCAAUAUGGAACAUUUUCUAAAAUCCCUCCUCACUGCAGAACAACCGAUCCCAAGAAAACCAAGAGAACAGCGUAGAGACGAAGAGAAGAGUGGUGACCUUGCAUGCCAAGAUCAAGAUUAACAACUAGCACCCGGGAGAAACAACUGAACACUGACUUCAGCCUGGGCCCCAGUCCACUUUAUGUAAUGUUAUCACCCAGGUCCGGGCCUGAAACUACCUUUAAAACUUUAUUAAAAUACAACACAGCUUUUAAAAGCGCACAUAUCAUAAAUGCACUCUCCAUGAAUCGUCCAAAGUGAACGUUUCCAUGUAAGCAACAUCAAGAAAGACAACGUUACCAGCUUCCCAGACGCCCCCCAUGGCCCGUCCCUCCAGUCGUCAGCCUCCCGAGAAUAACCACUGACCUGACUUCAGACAUCAUGAGCUGUUUCUGUGUAUUCACAAACUCCACAUGAAUAGAAUCACACAUUUUUAAUUUCUUUUUUUUUUUGCUUUUGCUCAGCAUCCUUUGUGACGUAUGCCCAUAUUGUCACAUGUAGUUGUGAUUUGCUGAUGGUCUUUGCUAUAAAACAUUCCAUCGUGUGGAAAUACCCACAUGCAUUCUUUCACUACUGAUGUGCCAGUGGGUAUUUUCCAGUUUGGGGUUCUUACGAGUAGCCUUGUGCACCUUUUGGUCACUGUAUGUGACUGCACCCGACAGGCAUUACCUAGAACUGGAAAUUCUGGGUCUUAAGGGCUGGACAUUUCCCUCCUUAGCAGAUAGUACCAACGGGACUUCCAAAGUGGCUUAUGCAUAUGGACUGCCGCCGGAAGUGGGUAAGCGUUCUCUGGUCACUCUCUGCUUUUAUCAGCACUUAGUAUGUUCCCUCUUUUUUAUUUUGUGCACUCUUCUGGGUACGUGGUUUUAACUUGCACUUUCCUGAUGGCCCUGAAACUGGGCACCAUCCAUACAUUUGUACACCGUUUCAGUGUCUUCUCUUGAGAAGUGCCCGUCAAGUGUUUUGCCCAUUUUCCACUGGA
Enhydra lutris kenyoni (northern sea otter) is the source of this 4103-nucleotide messenger RNA. RefSeq lists its product as uncharacterized. The transcript is spliced from 17 exons. Bases 497 to 2623 code for a protein of 708 amino acids. The record is from RefSeq and is a predicted model, not a curated record. Lineage: Eukaryota; Metazoa; Chordata; Mammalia; Carnivora; Mustelidae.